Cannabis sativa is the source of this 1931-nucleotide messenger RNA. Its product is annotated as glutathione synthetase, chloroplastic. Gene Ontology annotation, biological process: glutathione biosynthetic process. The record is from RefSeq and is a predicted model, not a curated record. The coding region runs from base 72 to 1739 and encodes 555 amino acids. Gene Ontology annotation, cellular component: cytosol. Gene Ontology annotation, molecular function: glutathione binding; ATP binding; glutathione synthase activity. The transcript has 12 exons. NCBI's taxonomy places the organism in Eukaryota, Viridiplantae, Streptophyta, Magnoliopsida, Rosales, Cannabaceae.
CCAUAGUGAAUUUAUUAUAUUUAUAUAUAAAGUGUUUGGGUCACUACCACAAUAAAAAAAAAAAAAAAAAAAUGGUCAAAAUGGGUGUUGCUCAUUUCUCAGGCUCUUACUCCCCAGUCCCCAGUGAUACUAUGUAUUCUUCCACAUUACUAUCAAAGUCAUCUAUAAAAACCUCUCCAGCUUUCACUCUCAACAGCCAAGUCUUUCAGACCCAUAUCCCAAAACCCCUUAACAACAACUUCCAUUCUUCACAACCUUUGACUCUCAAGUCUCUCAAAGUUAGAGCAAUGGACACCCAAGAAGGAGUUCCAUCGAUGCCCUCCUUCGAUUUUCAUGGGAUUGAUCAGAAACUGGUUGACAGAAUGGUGUACGACUCUCUUGUUUGGAGUUCACUUCACGGCCUUGUUGUUGGUGACAAAUCUGUUCAGAGAUCAGGAAAAGUACCUGGUGUUGGCAUGGUUCAUGCUCCGUUCGCUUUAUUGCCCAUGCCAUUCCCAGAAACUCACUGGAAACAAGCAUGUGAGGUAGCUCCAAUUUUUAAUGAGCUAGUAGAUAGAGUGAGUUUGGAUGCAAAAUUUCUGCAAGAUUCACUAUCCAGAACUAAGAAAGCGGAUGCCUUUACCUCGAGACUUCUAGAUAUUCAUUCAAAGAUGCUUGAUAUCAACAAGAAAGAGGAAAUACGUUUGGGUUUACAUCGAUCAGAUUAUAUGCUUGAUGAACAGACUAAAUCUCUCCUCCAAAUAGAGAUGAACACAAUUUCCUCUUCAUUUGCUGGUCUUAGUAGUCUUGUCAGCGACCUUCACAGGAGCUUACUUGAUAAUUAUGGAAAGCUUCUUAACUUAGAUUCCAAAAGAGUUCCUGGCAACACUGCUGCUAGUCAGUUUGCAGAUGCAUUGGCAAAAGCUUGGACAGAGUAUAACAACCCCAGGUCUACAGUUAUGGUUGUGGCUCAAGCAGAUGAACGCAACAUGUACGACCAACAUUGGCUUUCUUCAUUGUUGAAAGAAAGACAUAAUAUUACAAGUAUUCGGAAGACUUUGGCUGAAAUUGAUGCAGAAGGGGAACUUCAAGCUGAUGGCUCACUGAUCGUAGAUGGCCAAGCAAUUUCAGUCAUAUAUUUCAGAGCAGGAUAUACGCCAACUGACUAUCCAUCUGAGUCGGAAUGGAGAGCUAGGCUACUGAUGGAGCAAUCAUCUGCUGUCAAAUGUCCAUCAAUAUCUUAUCAUUUAGUAGGUACCAAGAAGAUUCAGCAAGAGCUUGCAAAACCCAACGUGCUUGAGAGGUUUGUUGACAAUAAAGAGGACAUUGCGAAAUUGAGAAAAUGCUUUGCAGGCCUAUGGAGUUUGGACGACUCAGAUAUCGUUAACAAAGCCAUUGAAACACCCGAACUGUUUGUUAUGAAACCUCAAAGAGAAGGCGGAGGAAAUAAUAUCUAUGGAAAUGAUGUGAGGGAAGCGCUUAAAGCAUUACAGAAGGAAGGAACUGAAGAAGAUGCUGCUUACAUCCUUAUGCAAAGAAUAUUCCCUACUGUUUUUUCGACAUUUUUGCUUAGAGAUGGCAUUUGUCAUAAAGAUGAUGCUAUAUCAGAACUAGGCAUAUAUGGUGCUUACUUGAGGAAUAAGGAGAGAGUCAUCAUCAAUGAGCAGUGUGGUUAUCUGAUGCGAACAAAGGUAUCUUCCUCAGAUGAAGGUGGGGUUGCAGCAGGAUUUGCUGUUUUAGAUAGUUUAUAUUUAACUUGAUGAAAUGAAGCCAUGCCACCUUGCUAGUUGCUUGCUGCUAGUUAUUAAUAAUAGAAAGCCCUAUAAUUUCUGAUUAACCCAUAGACAGACACAUACAUCAUUUGUCAUGCUAAUUGUACAAUGUAUGAAAAUGAGAGUUAUAAACAGUCAAGAAAUGUUGGAUAAAGCAGAAUGAAUAAGCUUCUAUCUUCA